AUGUUCGUUUCACCGUGCGCGUGCCUGCUGGCUCUCGGCCUGUCCUCCCUUGCUUCGACCGCAAAACUGCCCCAAGAAACUCUCCAAGCCGAGGCGGAGUCGGAGCUCUCGCUUUUGCUCACAGACCAUCUUAUCGGCUUGCACAAGAAGUUGGUCGAGAUCGAGUCCAUUUCAGGGAACGAGAAAGCCAUCGGAGAUUGGCUGUCGGAUAGCUUGGUUUCGCAAGGCUACCAUGCCGAGAAGCAGUAUCUAUCCAAGCAUCCCGAGCGAUUCAAUGUCUACGCAUGGCCCGGCCAUAACAGAGAUGCUCCAGUAGUGCUCAGUAGCCACAUCGAUACCGUCCCACCGUUCUUGCCUUACAAGUACCACGAGAAUGAUGGCAAUGCCACCAUCUUGGGACGUGGGACCGUGGACGACAAGGCCUCCGUUGCCGCGCAGGUCAUCGCGGUCAACAACCUCAUCAAUGCCAAGAAAAUCAGUGCCGACGAUGUGGCCUUGCUCUUCGUUGUCGGCGAAGAAGUAGGCGGCGAUGGCAUGCGUAAAGCAAAUGAUCUCGGUCUCACGCCCAAAGCCAUCAUUUUCGGUGAGCCGACAGAGGGAAAGCUGGUGUCUGGCCACAAGGGUGUCAUGCAGCUGCUUCUCACGGCCAAGGGAAAGAACGGUCACAGCGGCUAUCCUUGGCUUGGCAGAAGCGCCAACGAGAUUCUUGUCAGCGCACUUUCCGCAAUUAUGCAACUUCCGGAGAAGCUGCCUCAAAGCGACAAGUAUGGACAGACGACCUUCAAUAUCGGGCGCAUGGAAGGUGGCGUUGCUGGGAAUGUCAUCGCCGAGUCGGCAACAGCUUCCAUCACUAUCCGCGUCGCAGCGGGCGACCCGAAAGAUCUCGAGAAGACUAUUACCGAAGCCGUGCAUCACUCUGUUCGGGGCUUCCUGGAGCAUCACUUGGAGCCGGAAGAUGUCAUUGACGUCGACUUUGCUACGAGAGGAUAUGGGCCAGUGGACAUCGACGCUGAUGUUCCAGGCUUUGACGUCUUUACUGUCAACUAUGGUACGGACAUCCCAAACUGGGACCAGACCGACAAGCAUCAAAAGCGCUACCUGUACGGCCCCGGCACCAUCUUUGUGGCACACAGCGACCACGAGGAGAUCACAGUGAAGGACCUUGAGACUGCCGUGGACGACUACCAGAGAAUAGUACUUCAUGUACUCGGCAAGUCGGACAACGCCAAGCAGGAUUUGUAG
Messenger RNA from Pseudocercospora fijiensis CIRAD86, 1242 nucleotides. RefSeq lists its product as uncharacterized. The transcript has a single exon. NCBI's taxonomy places the organism in Eukaryota, Fungi, Ascomycota, Dothideomycetes, Mycosphaerellales, Mycosphaerellaceae. The record is from RefSeq and is a predicted model, not a curated record. The coding region runs from base 1 to 1242 and encodes 413 amino acids. Gene Ontology annotation, molecular function: hydrolase activity.